AUGUUUCGUUGGUUUAACACCGAACGCCCUGCUCGAAAACCAGUAGACAUUUCCACCCUCCCCAAGUGGUCUGAUUUGAAAGAAAUGACAUAUGUUGACACGGCUAUAUCAGUAGACACUACAUUAAAUAGUCGUGUUAUGGUAUAUAAGGGGGACAUCACAAACCUCAAAAUCGACGCUAUUGCGAAUGCUGCGAAUUCAGGGAUGCGUGGAGGCGGAGGAGUCGAUGGGUGUAUCCACGACGCUGCGGGCGAUGAAUUACUCGACUAUUUACGAGCCCAUUGUGCACACUGCCCGACGGGGAGUUUCUUUCCGAGUCCCGGCUUUAAAAUCCCAUGCAAACAGAUUUUACACGGAGUCGGACCGAUUGGAGAGGAGCCCAAACUAUUAAGUUCUGUAUAUGAGAAGUGUAUGGACUAUUGUAAAAAGAAUAAUUUAAUGAGUGUGGCGUUUCCAUGUAUAUCGACGGGGAUAUUUGGAUAUUCAAAUACUAAGGCGUGCCCAGUAGUACUAAACUUAAUAAGAACUUGGCUUGAUAAGAAUAGAGACUGGAACGGUGUAGUCAUGUUCUGCUGUUAUAGUCAGAAAGACACAGACACUUAUAUGGAAAAUCUGCCAAAGUUCUUCCCUAAAUAUACAAAGACGGAAUUUUUAGUUAAUCGAAUGAAAAUCUGCUUAGAAAGAGAGAAAAAUGCUAUUGAAAAAGUUGAAUACAAAAUUGAGAAGAGAAAUAUAGAAGGAGGUGUUGUUGCUGAGUUUGAUCAAGUGAUGCAAAAAUACACAAAAAUUUUUGUGCAAACGGCACAACUUUUUGAGAAGGAAAAUAAAGAAGAAAAAAAAUUGGAACACAACGAAGAAAAAAAGACUGAGAAAGUCUGUGAGACAAAAGAAGAAGAAAAGAAGACUCAAAAAAGUCUUGAAGAGAUCUUAAGCGACUUUAAAAAGGUCUUAGAAGAAGCCAAAGAGAAAGUGGUGUAUGGCAUUGCUUUGUUUACAAAUAACGAAUUUGACACCAGUAAAGUGGUGAUGAUGAAAGAAGAAAUGAUUGCAUUCAGUAAGACAAUUUCAGACGUUGCAGAACAGUUCAUCGUCGUCGAGAACGAAUUGAUUGAAGAACAAAUGAGGAAGAAAGAGGCUUCUUCGAUGGAGGAAGAACCACCAAAAGAAGAGAAGAAACUAAGUGAAAAUGUCGUACCAAUGGAACAGGAAAACAUUGGAACACAUCAAGAAGUGGCACCGAUGGAAAGAAAGAUAGAAGUCGUUGAUGUGUCACAGAACAAAGAAAUACCAGAAAACAAAGAGGUGAAAGAAACUAAAAAAGAGGAUUAA
This is a messenger RNA of Entamoeba invadens IP1, 1329 nucleotides long. RefSeq lists its product as hypothetical. The coding region runs from base 1 to 1329 and encodes 442 amino acids. The record is from RefSeq and is a predicted model, not a curated record. NCBI's taxonomy places the organism in Eukaryota, Evosea, Mastigamoebida, Endamoebidae. The transcript has a single exon.